UACAGACCCACCAGUUUAAAGUUCACUCAUGUUUCCUUGUGUUUCUUGAGAUUCAAACCAUCCUAUAUAUUUUUUUCUUUGCUUUGCAGAAUCGAAUCGAUCAAACAGAGGAUUGACCAACAAACAACCGAAUAAAGGAAUAAAAGAUGAUCUUUUUAUCCUUUUUCCAUUCCUUUUGACUCUGUACCUUCUUUUUGUUCAUCCUUUUGGAGAUUAACCUUUAGAACUCUGACUUGUUAGCCCUGCUUUUCAUACCAUAAUUCAAGUUUUUACAUUCAUUUUCUUACUGCUUCUUGGUGUGCCCGGUCAACGUUGCUAGCGUCUCGAAAAGAGUUUGAUCUGACAUUUUUUUUUGUGUGCUCAAACUUUGUAGGUUGAUCAAAAGAAGAUUCGGCCCAGCGAGUAAAGGCUAACCCUUCCUUAGGGAAAGCCUUUAUACCAAAAAAAGCCCACAAAAGCUUCAGUUUCUACUUUGGAUCUGGAAAAAAACUCUGUACCAUUAUGCAUGUCUGGCCCCACGGCCACCGCCGAUAAUGUCGACCAAACUCUCUCAAUAUCCGGCCGAACCAAAUCCCUCGACUCCACAUUUUCCACCGACAAAAAAACCCGCCCGACCGGACCAAACCGCCACACGGGCAGCAGCACCAAAACCCUCCUGCCCGACGGCUCCUCCUACAGCGGGUCCCUAUUCGGGCCCACGCCCGAAGGCCCGGGCGAGUACACGUGGGCCGACGGCUGCAAAUACUCCGGCGAAUUCUCCGGCGGAUACCUCCACGGAAGCGGGACCCACUCCCAACCGAACGGCUCGGUUUACAAGGGCCGGUGGAGACUUAGCCUGAAGCACGGGCUCGGCUGCCAGAGCUUCCCGAACGGGGACCUUUUCGAAGGCACGUGGAUUCGUGGCGUUCCGGAAGGCCCCGGAAAGUACGCGUGGGCCCAGGGGAACGUUUAUGUCGGGAACAUGAAAAACGGGAGGAUUUUCGGAAAAGGGACCCUCAAUUGGGCUAACGGGGACUCGUACGAGGGGAAUUGGUUCGAUGGGACGAUGCAUGGUUUUGGGGUCUACACGUGGGCCGACGGGAGUUGCUAUGUCGGGAUGUGGACUCGCGGGCUCAAGGAUGGGAAGGGGACUUUUUACCCGAGAGGCACCCAGGUGCCAGCUGGACAACAGUCGUAUCUCGACGCUUUACGGAAAAACGGGUUUUUGCCGGAUUUUGUGAAACAGAAUCGGGUUUCUCAUAUGGGGGAAGUUAGGGCAGAGAAUGUGUCGAUCGAGAGGCGGUGGAGUUUGGAGGCUUCGAUCGAGAAGGUUUUGGGGCAUGCUCGGUCGUUGAGUGUAACCGAGAGUUUUCGGGAAGGAGGGGAUUUUAAGGAAGGAGUUUUUGAUGAAAAUCCGGUGAUUUUGGAGAGGGAGUACAUGCAGGGGGUUUUGAUUAGCGAGUUAGUGUUGAGUGAUCGGUUUUCGCCGAAUUCGAGAAGGGCGAAAAGAAGGCAGAAGAUGCUGGCGAAGGAGAUUAAGAGGCCGGGCGAGCAGAUUCUUAAGGGCCAUAGGAGUUAUGAUCUGAUGCUGAGUUUACAGCUCGGGAUCAGAUAUACUGUAGGGAAAAUUACUCCUAUACAGAGAAGAGAAGCCCGGGCAAGUGAUUUCGGUUCACGGGCCAGCUUUUGGAUGACCUUUCCGAAGGAGGGAUCAAAGCUCACACCGCCACAUCAAUCGGAGGAUUUUAAGUGGAAAGAUUAUUGUCCGAUGGUUUUCAGGAAUUUGAGGGAGAUGUUUAAGAUUGAUGCUGCUGACUAUAUGAUGUCAAUAUGUGGAAAUGACGCACUAAGAGAACUAUCGUCCCCCGGAAAAAGCGGGAGUGUCUUCUUCUUGUCUCAAGAUGAUCGUUUCAUGAUCAAAACACUGCGAAAAUCGGAAGUUAAGGUUCUGUUACGGAUGCUCCCCAACUAUCAUCAUCACGUGCGCAGAUACGAAAACACUCUUAUAACGAAGUUUUUCGGUCUUCACAGGAUUAAGCCCUCCAGUGGUCAGAAGUUCCGGUUCGUGGUAAUGGGAAAUAUGUUCUGCACAGAGUUGAGGAUUCACAGGAGAUUCGACCUGAAAGGUUCUUCAUUGGGACGGUCGGCCGAUAAAUUCAAAAUCGAUGAGAAUACAAUACUUAAAGAUCUCGAUUUGAACUACUGCUUUUACUUGGAACCUUCUUGGCGCGAUGCCCUCCUACAGCAGAUUGAAAUCGAUAGCAAAUUCUUAGAGUCGGAGAAUAUAAUGGACUACAGCCUAUUGCUAGGCGUCCAUUAUCGAGCACCCCAACAUCUAUGUUCUUUGAUGUCUUAUAGCCAGCGCAUGACGGUCGAUGGCCUGGGCAUCCUUGCCGAAGAAGAGUCGUUAGAGGAUGAAAUAUCUCCACAGGGACUUGUUUUGGUUCCUCGUGGCUCGGACAAGAGUAGUGUAGUCGUGGGCCCACAUAUUAGAGGCAGCCGAUUGCGGACAUCUUCCUCGACAGGGGACAAGGAAGUAGAUCUCCUCCUUCCUGGUACAGCUAGGCUGCAAAUCCAGCUUGGAGUGAAUAUGCCGGCAAGAGCAGAGCAUAUUCCGGGAGAUAAUGGUACGAAGAUGUUUCACGAGGUGUAUGAUGUUGUUCUAUAUCUGGGCAUUAUCGACAUUUUACAGGAGUACAACAUGAGCAAAAAGAUCGAACACACAUACAAGUCCAUGCAGUUCGAUUCAGUCUCGAUCUCGGCUGUGAAUCCCACGUUCUACUCAGAACGGUUCUUGGAAUUCAUUAAGAAGGUUUUUCCUUCAAACUGAGCACGGGGGCUUGAGUGAUAUACUGUCCUUGUGGGAACUCUUUGCAUAAGUUUUUUUUUUCGUAAUUUUCCUCUUUCUUUUUUUUUUUAUGAGUGAUAUAUACUGUUCUUGCGGGAGCUCUUUGCAUGAACUUUUUUCGUAAUUUUCCCUGUUUCUUUUCAUGCCAGUAGGUGGUAAAUAAAGCUUUCACAUCCCAUUUCUUUUGUGCCAUGUCUGAAUCAUACACGUAUUCCAGCUUAUGUUGCGCCAAAAUACUAAGCAAGCACAUUCAGUUUCAAUCAGGG
Molecule: messenger RNA, 3093 nt
Organism: Striga asiatica
Lineage: Eukaryota; Viridiplantae; Streptophyta; Magnoliopsida; Lamiales; Orobanchaceae
Source: the annotation of a GenBank genome assembly